Strongylus vulgaris is the source of this 594-nucleotide messenger RNA. The record is from the annotation of a GenBank genome assembly. NCBI's taxonomy places the organism in Eukaryota, Metazoa, Nematoda, Chromadorea, Rhabditida, Strongylidae.
AUGGCUGUCGCAGGUUCAGCUUGUGCUCUCGGCAUCUUAGCUGUGGACCCAUUCCGACUUCGUACCGUCCAUGCUGAUGCUCCAGCAAAUGAAGAAAAGCUUACUCCUCCACCACGAAAAGAUUUGCCCGUUUACAAAAAAGAAGAGAUUAAGAAACAUGGGAAAAAAGCGGAGAGGAUAUGGGUGACGUAUAAGACGGGAGUAUACGAUGUCACUGACUUUGUUGGGUUACAUCCUGGUGGUGAGAAGUUGCUCCUUGCUGCAGGAGGCUCUGUUGAGCCUUACUGGGCUCUUUAUGCUCAGCAUAGGACGGAAGCGGUUAUGGAAAUACUGGAGGAGCUUCGAAUUGGUAAUUUGGAUCCUAGUGAAGUUGAAGAAGUGAAAGAAACCGAUGCUUCUGAUCCAUAUGCAUCAGAACCUGAGCGCCAUCCGGCGUUGAUUGUCGAUCAGCAACGUCCAUUCAAUGCUGAAACGCCACCAUCUCUACUUGUGGAUCAUUUUCGAACGCCAAAUGAGCUAUUCUUCGUUCGAAAUCACAUGCCUGUUCCUAAGGUUCCGCAUUUAAAAUUUCAUCUGUGCAUGUUUUACGUUUUU